UGAACGAUCAAACCACCACCGUUGCCACAACUCACUCACUACCAGUACAGCAAAUUCAGAAUUACAAAAUCGAAUUAUAAGACGGGGUUCACAAUCUCGUACUGUGGCCGAGGUGAACGAAGCUAGCUAACGUUAUGUUAGGUUAGGAAUAUCUGUAACUGAAUUGGGUAAUUUUGUGACAGUAACCGGGUCAACCCGUUUUCACACCCGGUUUUAUAACCCGUAUUGACAUGGCUGGGUUGGAGCAAAUGAAGCCUCAGAAUCUGAAUCAGAUAGCAAUUCGCGCUCAACAACAACUCAUCACAAACCCUAAUCCCCAAUUGUUGAACCCAUUACUAGCACUUCUAACAAGCUCACGAAAUGCAUUCUUUCAUCUCUACAACCAAAUGCUCUCUCACCCUUCUUCCCACAACCACUUCACCUUCACCCACGCUCUCAAGGCCUGUUCUUCCCUCCACGCGCGCUCCAAAGCCCUCGAAAUCCACGCGCACCUCAUCAAAUCCGGUCACUACUUCGAUCUCUUCAUCCAGAACUCGCUGCUCCACUUUUACCUCAUCCACGACGACGUCGUUUCGGCUUCGCGUUUGUUCAGAUUCAUUUCUUCACCCGACGUCGUUUCGUGGACCUCAAUGGUUUCGGGCCUCGCCAAGUGCGGCUUCGAAGCAGAAGCCAUUCGCGCGUUUUCGUCGAUGAACGUGAAACCCAAUGCAGCUACCCUCGUUAGCGCUUUGUCUGCAUGUUCGAGUCUUAAGGCUCUGAGAUUCGGCAAGGCCAUUCAUGGUUAUGGGGUGAAGUUAAUUGUUGAUGGGAAUGUUGUUUUUGAUAACGCAGUGUUGGAUUUGUAUGCAAAGUGUGGGUCUUUGAAGAAUGCAGAGAAAAUGUUUGUGAAAAUGUCUAAAAAGGACGUGGUUUCUUGGACCACAUUGUUGAUGGGUUAUAAGCGUGGUGGGUACUGUGAAGAGGCUUUUGCCGUGUUCAAACAAAUGGCGGUUGAUGCUAAAGCUGAGCCUAAUGAGGCAACUGUUGUAACUGUGUUGUCAGCAUGUGCUUCAAUUGGGACUUUGAGUUUGGGUCAGUGGGUGCAUUCUUAUAUUGACUCAAGGUGUGAUCUUGUGGUUGAUGGUAAUAUUGGGAAUGCUUUGCUUAACAUGUAUGUCAAGUGUGGUGACAUGCACAUGGGGAUUAUGGUUUUUGAUAUGAUUGGGAAUAAGGAUGUUAUCUCAUGGGGUACUAUUAUUUGUGGCCUAGCUAUGAAUGGCCAUGGAAAACAAGCUUUGCAGCUAUUUUCACGCAUGUUGGUUCAAGGGGUUCCUCCAGAUGAUGUUACUUUUAUUGGCCUAUUGUCUGCAUGCAGCCAUGAAGGUUUAGUGAGUGAAGGGAUUAUGUUCUUCAAAGCCAUGAGAGAUUUUUAUGGCAUUGUGCCGCAGAUGAGACAUUAUGGUUGCAUGAUAGACAUGUAUGGACGUGCUGGUUUGUUUGAGGAAGCUGAGGCCAUCCUUAGAGGCAUGCCUGUUGAAGCUGAAGGGCCUAUUUGGGGAGCUCUUCUUCAAGCCUGCAAAAUUCAUGGUAAUGAGAAGUUGUCUGAAUGGAUUGGGGAACAUCUUGAUAAAAAAAAUGUUGGUGUUGGGACUCUUGCGUUACUGUCUAAUCUUUAUGCUAGUUCUGAACGAUGGGAUGAUGCUAAUAAGGUUCGUAAGACUAUCAGAGGCACUGGACUGAAGAAGGUAGCAGGAUGUAGCUGGGUUGAGCUUGAAACAUCUACCAACAGAUUGGAUUCAAAUUUAUGUGUUGCCUAGUGGGCCUAAGGGGAGGAUCAAUGAAGUUGCAAAUGGAUAACAGUACGUCAGUACAACAAUGAUAUAACCUCUCAAGGUUGAAAAUGAUCUGUCUCAACAUUGCUAUGUUCAUACAUAUACUCAAUAUGAGGUUUAUUUCAUCCGCAACAUUUCUAUGUUGAUACGUAGACUCAAUAUGUUAUUUAUUCCAUCCUUGUACAGCCUAGUUAAGUCUUACUUUGUGUGUGGAUUGGCGAUAAGCAGGGCAAUCCAAUAACAUUGAUGUCCAGUAAGUUUUCUCUUUCAUUUGUACCUUCUGGAACUUGAACAAUGUACAUGGGCUACAUUUAAAAAGGUAUCUCGCCCUGUAGAUUUCUUUUAUACAGUUUGCGUCUUUUUAAUAUAAAUAAAUACUUUGA
Molecule: messenger RNA, 2194 nt
Organism: Abrus precatorius (Indian licorice)
Lineage: Eukaryota; Viridiplantae; Streptophyta; Magnoliopsida; Fabales; Fabaceae
Product: pentatricopeptide repeat-containing protein At1g08070, chloroplastic-like
Exons: 1
Coding region: 231-1796 (521 amino acids)
Biological process (GO): RNA modification
Molecular function (GO): protein binding; RNA binding
Source: RefSeq, a predicted model, not a curated record